Carica papaya (papaya) is the source of this 1530-nucleotide messenger RNA. Lineage: Eukaryota; Viridiplantae; Streptophyta; Magnoliopsida; Brassicales; Caricaceae. The record is from RefSeq and is a predicted model, not a curated record.
UUUGGUAAUGUAGGAAGGUGGAUAUACUCAUGAUAUACCUACGACCUUGCAUAGGAGCAAAGCUGACUGUCCAGUGCCAGAUGAGCUAGUUACUGUUAGUGUUGAUGGCUCUGUGCUUGAUCGAAUUGCUAAAAUCAUGUCGUAUCUUCGUCUUGGAUCAUCUGGGAAGGUUCUUAAGAAGAAAAAGAAGGAGAAAGAUUCUAAAAGAAAGAGUUCGACUAUUGCUAAUGAUUAUGAAGAAGACGAUAAAUCAUUAAAACCUGAUGGUAGUUUGGCAAGGAACAGGAGUGAUAUAGAGGUUGCCUUGCCACCACCUCCGCCACCACCUCCCAGAAAAAAUCAUCUUGAUUUGAGCGAUAAACAAGUUCCAGUUGUUUCUAGGGCAGAAGAGGAUGAUAUCUUUGUUGGAGAUGGUGUUGACUAUGCUGUUCCUGGCAAAGAUGUGACACAAAGUCCAAUUUCGGAAGAUAUGGAAGAGUCUCCCCGAAAUAAGGAAAGAGUCUCCUAUUUCACAGAACCUGCAUAUGGCCCAGUCCAGCCUUCUGUGCCUGCUCAGGAAUGGCAAGAACUGAAUGGAUACAGUACCAUGCAAACACAAGCAUUGGCAAGUGGCUACCAGGGAGAGUGGCAGGAUUACCAAUAUGCUGAGCAGUUGGCUUAUCCUGAACAGUACCUCCAGCCGGAUAUGCAGAGUUAUGAUGUUCAAGCUGGUUUGACUAUUCAACAGGAUCCACGCUUCAUGACCCAAGAAGAGAAGGAUAGAGGUUUAGGGUCUGUCUUCAAGCGGGAUGAUCAGAGGCUUCAACAGUUGAGGGAGAAAGAUGCACGAGAAAAAGAUCCAAACUUCAUCUCUGAGAGUUAUUCUGAAUGCUAUCCUGGGUAUCAAGAAUAUAACCGUGAGGUUGUGGACAGUGAUGAUGAAGAUGACUUGUCAAAAAUGGAUUGGGGUGGAAGGGCGAAGGGCCGCCUUCAUCGAUGGGACUUCGAGACAGAAGAGGAAUGGGCAACAUACAAUGAGCAGAAGGAAGCAAUGCCAAAGGCUGCAUUCCAGUUUGGAGUGAAGAUGCAAGAUGGUAGGAAGACGCGGAAGCAGAACAGAGACCAGAAGCUCAAUAAUGAAUUGCAUCAGAUUAAUAAGAUACUUGCCAGAAAGAAGAUGGAGAAGGAGUCAAAUGGUGAAGCUAGUCAUCAUAUGGAUGAUAUGCAAUCUGUAAAAAAGCUCCGCAUAUGAAGUUCUGAGGUUGACUGGAGUGCGAUGUUUGCCCAUGGCAGUCUAAUGUUUUCUUUUGGUAAAACGUUUGUUUGUAUUUUAGAAAGGCACUUACUUAAUGUGUGGAUUCCUGUCUUCGUUGCAGGGCUCCUUGAAGGAUUGUCCAUAUAGUAAAAAUGGUAGGCUAAAACAUACCAGUUUCGGCUCAGCGCGUCAAUAUAUUUUUUAAUGGGAGGUUAGUCAUCUCUUUUUUUUUUUGGGAAUAUUAUUAUUGCUAUCUCUUGGUUCUGAAAUCCCACUGAAUAACUUUAUGUUCGCCA